UACUAUCUUCAACACCCAGCAUUCCUCUCCCUCCGCCAUGGGGCUCGCCAUGGCGCCCUCCUCCCUCUCCUUCCUCUCCGCGCAACCCCUCCACCCCCGCCGUCUCCACCGCCAAAGCGCCGCCCUCACACCUGCCGUCCGGUGCGCCGCGAAGGCGGCUGCGGACGCGCCGGCCCUGAGGCCCCUGCCGCCACCGAAGCUUGUCCGCUGCCCGGCGCUGGACCGGCAGGCGGCGCGUGCGAACCGGCUUCGCUUCGCCCGCAAGCUCCUCACCCUGCUCCUCUCCAAGCCGCGCGGCUUCCUCCCGCUCCGCGUCCUCCGCCGCUGCCGCGGCUUCCUCGGCCUCCCGCGCCGCCGCCCGCUGGUCCCCUUCGUGCUCCGCUACCCGACCCUCUUCCGCCUCUUCCAGGCCCCCACCUCCAGCCCCCUCUCGCCCUCCCUCUCCACCCUCGCCGUCGGCCUCACCCCCGCCGCCCACGCGCUCGCCGCCGACCUCGCCGCGCUCCGGCGCGGGGCCGACCUCGCGGCCAAGCUCCACCGCCUCCUCCUCAUGACCCCCCGCCGCAGCCUCCUGGUGUCCAAGCUCGCCCACAUCGCCCCCGACCUCGGCCUCGCCAUGGACUUCCGCGCCACGCUCUGCCCCCGCCACCCGGACCUCUUCGCCUUCCACGGCCACGCGCUCCAGCUGGCCGACCCCCCGCCGCCGCCCCCCGCGCCGCUGCCACCGCCGCUCCGCCCCGCCGCCCAGACCGACCGCCUCAUCGACCGGCCGCGGAGGUUCCCGCACCUGCCGCUUCGCCGCGGGCUCAACCUCCGCCGCGCGCACCGGGACUACCUCCUGCGCUUCCACAGCCUGCCCGAGGUCUCCCCGUUCGAGCCAUUGCCUCAACACGCGAGCGCCGAGAUGGCGGAGCGCCGUGCCUGCGCGGUGGUGCGGGAGGUGCUGGCGAUGACGGUGGAGAGGCGGACGCUGGUGGACCACCUCACGCACUUCCGCAGGGACUUCGGGCUGCCCAACCGGCUGCACGCGCUGCUGGUGCGCCACCCUGAGCUGUUCUACGUGAGCAUCAAGGGCGUGCGGCAUUCCGUGUUCCUGGUGGAGGCGUUCGACGACGACGGGAGGCUUCUGGUGGAGGAUGCGAUGCUCGUUGGCAGGGACCGGCUGGAGGAGCUUGUCCGGGAAGGCAAGCGGAUCAGGCGGGCUGACAGGAAUGGUGUGUUUGCCGUUGAUGGUGAUAGUGAUGAGGAUGAUGAGGGAGAUGGCAAUGUAGCAGAGGGUUCGUCUGAGUUGGAUGGUGGUUUUGCAGACUUGUUUGAAGAUAGUGUCUCUGGGGAGGACUGGAAUGUGGUGGGUGAUGGAGGUGGGAUCGACCAAGAUGAUGCCGAAUCGGAUGCCAUGGAGGAGUUUUGGGUGAAGAAGGCUGUGGCACAAGGGCUGGUUGACAGUGGCAGUGAGCAUGAUGUUUGGUGAGGAGUGUCCAUGUGCUAGGCAAAUUUUGCCUGGGCUGUUGAUAAAGACCACUGAUUGCUCAAAUGCAUUCUUCUCAGCUAUUUACAGUAGCCAUAUGCCCAGAAGUAUUAUUGCAUAAUUUGAGAGCUUUUGAUAAUGAAGGUGAAAGGUAUUUUGUUGCUUGCGGACUAAUUUGAUGAUGUCCCUGGGGAGGACUGGAAUGAGGUUCGUGAUGGAGGUGAAAUCGAGGGGGACUAUGGAGACGAUGCUGAAUCGGAUGACAUGGAGGAGUUUUGGGUGAGGAAAGUUGUGGCAGAGGGACUGGGGCAGCGAGCAUGAUGUUUGGUCACGGACUCACGGGUGUUCAGAACAUAUCAUUUUGCCCAGGCUGUUAUUGAGGACCACAAAUUGCUCAAAUCCAUUCUCCUCAGCUAUCUGCAUUAGCCAGAAAGUACAUAACUUGGGAGCUUUGAUAAUGAAGAUGAAGAAUCAAGAUCUAAUUACCGCUUGCCGCUGCAGAAAAGUAUGAAGACAGGUGUAAACAUUUUUGCUAGCAUGAAACUAGUGAAAAAAAAAAUGCAUUUAUGAUUACCUUCUUGGCAUUGGGCUACUAAUAUCCAUGGAUGGAGCCUGGGCUUUCGAGGUGUAGUCUGAAUAUCCAGAGAUGAUGCUUCAAUGUGUGUAGAUGGUGCUUCAGUCUGUUUAGAUUGUGGUUGAACUUCAACUGCUUUCUUGCUCCUGUUCCUUACUCUCUUCGGUUUAGGUGGUGCAGGUGGAGGUACAUUAGGAUCAAGCACGGUCUCAUUGCAAGUUUUUUUCAUCUGGCCCUUUUGAUGGCAACGUUUGCAUGUGACCAUUCUACAUCCCUUUCCUCCUUCUUCCCAUCCUUUGUAUCUUUUUGUCAUUGGCCUCCCAGCUGCACGUUUUAGAAUAGGGGGCAUUGAAAGCUAGGGUCUACCUCCGGCUUCUACAUUUAGCCACUGCUGCCUAUCUGUCAUUGGCCCCACCCAAUUUUCAUAUGCUUUUAUGAACAUGUUAACUGAGUAGUAGUCGUCAAUGUAACCUUCCAUCUUGGGAUUUCUCAUGCUAGUGAUAAUAUGUACAGAAGGCAAACGAGUUAUUUGCCACUGCCUACACGUGCAUGUUCUAUUUGUGAGAUCCAAUGCAUGCCUCCAUGGUUGCAGGUCCUUAUCAACACCUUGAACCUCAGCUAAAAGUGCAACGUUGUCAUGAUCUUUGUUAGAAAAUGUGUGGACGUAUGGCAAUCCUUGGUUCUUAGCAUUUUCAUCCUUGACAACACGAGGAAGAGUUUUCCCGCAAAGUUUAUAAGCAAUUCUUCUCAACUCCAUUUUCUCAAUUAUCAUCUGCCUUAUUUUACCAAAAAGAGGAAUGACUGGAAGAGACUUUUCUGUUCUAAUCCAACUAUUGAAGGAUUCAGCAAUAUUAUUGGCCACAUAUAAUCUGCGUUGCUG
Messenger RNA from Lolium rigidum, 2922 nucleotides. RefSeq names its product protein WHAT'S THIS FACTOR 1, chloroplastic-like. The record is from RefSeq and is a predicted model, not a curated record. The transcript is spliced from 2 exons. Lineage: Eukaryota; Viridiplantae; Streptophyta; Magnoliopsida; Poales; Poaceae. The coding region runs from base 38 to 1471 and encodes 477 amino acids. Gene Ontology annotation, molecular function: RNA binding.